Molecule: messenger RNA, 4055 nt
Organism: Brienomyrus brachyistius
Lineage: Eukaryota; Metazoa; Chordata; Actinopteri; Osteoglossiformes; Mormyridae
Gene: sim2
Product: SIM bHLH transcription factor 2
Exons: 12
Coding region: 710-2938 (742 amino acids)
Biological process (GO): regulation of transcription by RNA polymerase II
Molecular function (GO): DNA-binding transcription factor activity, RNA polymerase II-specific; protein dimerization activity; RNA polymerase II transcription regulatory region sequence-specific DNA binding
Source: RefSeq, a predicted model, not a curated record
CUCCGCUUCUGCGAAAGGAAUUAGCGGCUGCUGCUUAGAAUAUCAUUCCAUCUUUUAGGAUUAUCGACCCCCGAACAAUGCAAACUAGAAGAUCAGCCCGGGGACAGGGAAAGUGCAAUUACUGACAGUGAAGGAACUCCGUGUCUUCUAUAAUAACCGGGAUGUGGGCUGUGCGACAAUGUGAAUCCCGCAGUUGAAACCUGGAGAUCAUAGCAAUGGAUUUCUUUAUGUGUUUAUAAAGGCAUGUGGGAAUGAAGAGCGUUCACGUUUAUCACCAUUUGCACAUUUUCAUCAUGGAUUUUUUCUUUUCGUACUCGACUAAAGGCAUCAACAACAUUGGAGGAAUCUUGAAAUAAUUAUGAAUACAUGCAGGUAAUUCUGAUUUAUCCACUACCUCAGAUCGUCAACAUUUGAUUAAUUAUGGGCGUCCCCAAGAAUGGUUUAAACGGCGCCCGGCACACGGGAAAGUUUCUUGGCGAAAGCCCUCUCAGCGAACAUCAAAAGGACAAUAUUUGCAUGAGAUUCAUUUGAAGAAGUAAGAGCGAAGAAUUUCGUUCCCAGCUUUUGAAAGGUUAGUGAACUGCAGUCCCGGGGUCGUAACUAUAGCGUACGCUUGGCGUGUUCGUUGGAAUUAAAAAAAUAAUAAUAUUCGACACCUCUUUCGAUAUUCGAUUGGAAUAUUCCCAACUUACAGGACGUCAAGUCAGAAAUGAAGGAGAAGUCCAAGAAUGCAGCGAAGACAAGACGGGAAAAAGAAAAUGGAGAAUUUUACGAACUGGCGAAAUUAUUGCCACUACCAUCGGCCAUCACUUCGCAGCUGGAUAAAGCCUCCAUCAUCCGACUGACCACCAGUUACUUGAAGAUGAGGGCCGUCUUCCCCGAUGGUCUUGGAGAGGCCUGGGGGCAUCCCACCCGCGUCAGCCCCCUGGACAACAUGGCAAGAGAGCUGGGGUCCCAUCUCCUUCAGACCCUGGAUGGCUUCGUGUUCGUGGUGGCCUCAGACGGCAAGAUCAUGUACAUCUCAGAAACAGCUUCCGUCCAUCUGGGUUUGUCACAGGUGGAGCUGACGGGAAAUAGCAUCUUUGAGUACAUCCACCCUUCGGACCAUGACGAGAUGACUGCGGUUCUGAGUGCCCACCAGCCCCUCCACCCGCAUGUCUUACAAGAAUACGAGCUGGAGCGUUCCUUCUUCCUGCGGAUGAAGUGUGUGUUGGCCAAGAGGAAUGCGGGACUCACCUGUGGAGGUUACAAGGUGAUCCACUGCAGCGGCUACCUGAAGAUCCGGCAGUUCGUGGUGGACAUGGCGCUCUAUGACUCCUGCUACCAGAUCGUGGGGCUGGUGGCAGUGGGCCACUCGUUGCCCCCCAGCGGCAUCACAGAGAUCAAGCUGCACAGCAACAUGUUCAUGUUCCGUGCCAGCCUGGAUCUCAAGCUUAUCUUCCUGGACUCACGGGUGGCAGAGCUGACAGGCCACGAGCCGCAGGACCUGAUAGAGAAGACCUUGUACCACCACGUGCACGGCUGUGACGUGUUCCACCUGCGAUACGCACAUCAUCUGCUGCUGGUGAAAGGUCAGGUGACCACCAAGUACUACCGGCUACUCUCCAAGCAUGGCGGCUGGGUGUGGGUGCAGAGCUACGCCACCAUCGUCCACAACAGCCGCUCAUCGCGGCCGCACUGCAUCGUCAGCGUCAACUACGUCCUGACAGAUGUUGAGUACAAGGACCUGCAGCUCUCGCAGGACCAGAGCAGCGGUGCCAAGCCAGGUCUGGCUUUCAAGAGCAGCCUGGCUUCACCUCAGGACUCCCGCAAGCAGCUCAAAGCCAAAGCCAUCAAGAUUAAGACCAAACUGAAGAGCGCCCCCUAUCCCCAGCCAAACAGCUCGUUCAAUCAGGACAAAACAGAGCGCCCCCCGCAGGCCUGGAGCUGGAAGGAGAGCCCCCCAUACAGCCUGACCCCCUGCCAGGAGCAGAGUCCCACGCCAGAGGCUGGGGGCGAGGUGCUCUGCAGUGCCCCUUAUGGUCUGGCCUUCCCCUAUGCGUACAGUCACUUUGCCGCGGAACCAGCCGCGCUGGUCGGUCGGAAGCCGCGGCCGGGACAGAGCCCCCCCUGCCAGCUCCUGGGCCCACUGCAGCCACACGGCGAAGGGCGGUGGGGCUGCACCAAUGCCCGCUCUGCCAAGCCCCUGCAUGGGCAGGCGCUGAGCAGCUCCCCCCUCCCCCACACCGCCACGUAUGCAGGGCCCCUGGCAGGCCGGAGGUACAUCAGCGACCCCACCCUCGAAGACUACACCGGCUGUGCCCCCUGCAGACCCAACAGUAGGUUCAAAGAGGAGCCCUUUGACCGCAGCGCACUACACCAGAGCAAGGCGGAGGCCGGGCUGCACAUGGCUAAGGGUGACGCCAAGAGCCCUGUGGGGGCUGCCGAGAAGGCCCCCCCUGGGUCCCUCAGUGGCUCCCUGCUGGACAGGGCCAGCUGUGAACACCUGAAGCCCCUGCAGGGCCUGGGCGCCCACCUGCCCAUGCAGGUCAUGCUGGAGCAGAGGCGGAGGCUCUGCCUGAUGGAUUCACAGUAUGGCCACCUGGGGGCGCCGCAUGCAGACAGCAACGGGGACCGGGAGACUCCCGAGCUCAUGGAGCAGCCACAGGGGGGUGCAGGUCGGGCUGAGGAGGAGCAGAGGUCAGGCUUUGCGGGGGUGGGCAUUCCGAGCCAGGCCCCGUACGUGUCCCUCAACUUCCACCAUGUGCUGGCCAAGCACGGCUCCUUGCAGGGGACACCCUACACACUGGCGGGGCACCUAGCCGACAGCUACAGCUACCGGGGAGAGGAGAUCAACCCUUAUGCUUACAGGGGCCAAAGUCCCCCCUCCUCACCGGAGACCCACAGGGAGAUCCCCCAUUACAUCGGCACCUCCGUCAUCAUAUCCAAUGAGAGGUGACACCCCCGGGACUCACAGGACACAAAGCGCACCCCCUUAUAAGGAGAAAAAAAAAGUCUCCCAGAGGUGCCAGGACUGACGACAGAUCAGACAAUGCAGGACGUCCCACGGAGAUUCCAAGCGGACACCCAGCUCUCAGACUGGCACGCCAGUAUUGCGUAGCUACAAAGGGAACAAACUCUAAUUUCAGGGGUUUUUGUUUUUUUGGCCUGAAUACAUUAUAUUUUUGCAAAUUAUUUAGCAGUUAAUAUAUCAGUGUCACGCCCUAGUUCUAACAGACUGUUUUGUAAUAGACAGACAAUUAAAAAAUUACAAAUAAAAUAAACAUUCCAGUAAACACUCCUUUAAGAUCCUUGGUGAAAGAGGGUAUGUGGCAGAGAAACUCUGGCUGAACUGUCUCUCUGAAUUAAAGCGUGAUUUGUUACGGGCCUUAUUGACGCGGGAACGAGCAGGUAUACUUAGCAUUUUCGUACAGGAUCGAUUCCUUUCUUACCAGAGGUGGGAAGGUUGCGGUAAACUUCCUGCGACUACUGCAAAUUUUUUUUUUUUUAAAGUUUGUUGCACCUUGCAUGCUGGACUCUCAGUACCCUUGCUGUAUUGCAGCCGUUCCGCCACCUUAUCAGCAAAUCGAGCUGCUGAAUGAAGUAAAUCGCAAACACAACACAACCGUGGAAACAAUCCCCUGUUCUCCACAUAAAGCUGUACUAAACCCACCAAGUGUUUUUUUUAUUUUAUAUUGUUUUGUAUUUCCACAUUCAUUUAAAUAAACCCCAAGUUUAGUAGCCGUUUUGUACAUCAUUUCUAAAACAUGCUUUAUUUUUUGAUGGCAAAUCAUGAAAGAAACAGCGGAUGAGGAUAAUGACUAACGCUGAUGCUAACAGCAUUAACCCGACCCAGAAGCUGCAGUUUUUCCCCCAAGUCAUGAUACUUUUACUUCACCAUCACAGAGCAAAACCCAGGAGUACUCUCAGGUUGAAAACAACAAACAUAUGUAUUUAUUCUUGUAUGGCACUUAGCAGUUUGCUAAUUGAUGAUUGUUAACGUGCAUAAUAAAGGAUACAUGACCUGGUUAUGAAGAGGAUGGAAGUUAAAUACCUCUGCACCACAAACUUCAAUA